AUGUUCAAGCGCGCAUUUCGAUCGCAGGCCGCCGCCCCGACGGUGGACCCGCAGCGCCGAGUGGACAAGUCGGCACGACUAGCAAAGCGGAGUGGUGGAGGUGGUGCCGGAGGACCCAGCGGCGGGUCGUUUUCGACACGGGACAGCACGCAUAAACUGUCGCGGCUGCAGCGGUCGCUCUCGCAGAUGGACGGCCAGGACGAGGUGCUGAUGGCAGACGGACCGUCGUCGCGGAUAGCUGCACCGCCGUCGCCGAUCGUCACGCUGACAGUUGGCCGCGAGGGUCGGCUGUUUGCUGCACACGAAGACGUGCUGUGCCAGAGCCCAUUUUUUGAGGCGCUAUUCCGGCGCAGCAGCAGAAACAAGAACAGCAACAGUCCGGACGUGUCGACAACCAAGCGGAUCGUGCUGCCGGAAGAGGAGCCCGAGAUCUUCUCGGCCGUGCUGGAAUACCUCUACAAGGGCGACUACUACCCGCGCCUGGUGCACAGCCACAACGGCAAUGCCUGGGAGCUCGAGGACUCGACGCCGACACCCGAGACGUCGCCCCCAACGGCCGUAGAGCCGACGGUGUUCCUCGCCAGCAUGGGCCAGCACCUGCUACGCGAUACAGUCGUCUACUGUGCGGCCGACCGGUACGGGCUCGAGGAGCUCAAGCGGCUGGCCCUGCGCAAGCAAGGCCUGCAGAGCGGCAUCGACGUGGCGACGAUUCUUCGGAGCGCGCAGUACUGCUACGGCCAUACGCCUGACUCAGACAGCCGGCUGCGCGCACACUACCUGGCGCUUAUCAUCCGCUGUCGCAAGACCUUCAAGCGCAGCGGCACGAUGCAGGCCGAGAUGGAGCGGUCUGGCGAGGGCGGGAAGCUGUUCUUCGACCUGUUUGUCGCGCUGUGCAACCACCUGGACGACGUCAUCGAUGCCUCCAAUGCCAGGACGCCCCGUACGAUCUGA
This is a messenger RNA of Grosmannia clavigera kw1407, 951 nucleotides long. Its product is annotated as btb/poz-like protein. The record is from RefSeq and is a predicted model, not a curated record. Lineage: Eukaryota; Fungi; Ascomycota; Sordariomycetes; Ophiostomatales; Ophiostomataceae. Gene Ontology annotation, molecular function: protein binding. The transcript has a single exon. Bases 1 to 951 code for a protein of 316 amino acids.